CUAUCAAUCAAGAUCGUUACCACGGUUACUAAAGGCAAAGUAUGAGGCUAGCUGCCAAGUAUCCAGAGAGCUAAACAGAAGCCAAACUGCACAGUGUGAAGGACCGCAUCAUCAGCAGAGAGUAAAUGAUAACGGAUUGUCGUCGUUUCAGUUUAAUAUCGGGAUCACCUAAUUCAGUUUAACAGAUAAACAAGAUGCAAAAGCCUAUUGUACCGUAAGGUAUAUUAACAUUUUCUCAGAAAUACUGUUAGACAGGCAACAGCCAUCAGUCUAGCGGUCUGUGACCGGGGGAAAGUAACUUAACUAAGCCAGCGGCUGCCAACGUUGGCUAGUUUAAGAGAGAACAUUCUGAAAGUUUUGCAACUUUUUAACUGUGAUAGACUGUCUUAAUUAAAACAGUCGCGUAAGUUGCUGGCUGGUGCAGGUUAACGCAGGCGUUUGCCAGGUUUUUGGCUAACUAGUUAGCUAACGUGACCAGUUCGGGUUUGCAUCUAACGUAAACGAAGCCAAGAAGUGAGUCUGUGGUCAAAACUGCAGCGAUGAUUCCUGAAUGCCCUCGGACCACCGAGGCAAGAAGCCGAACACGGUACCAUGGCCAGACGGCUGAAUCUAACCAGAACCGGUCUGGUUUGCUCUGCGAGAUCAAAACCCCCAUUCAGACCGAAGCUUUUACUGAGCACUACAACAUCAUACCGGGCAAAGAGUUGGGCAGAGGGAAGUUUGCGGUGGUGCGGAAGUGCGUGGAGAAGUGCUCGAACCGAGAGUAUGCUGCCAAGUACAUGAGGAAGAGGAGGAAGGGCCAGGACUGCCGCUCCGAGAUCAUCCACGAGAUCGCCGUGCUGGAGCUUGCCACAGCCAGCUGCCGUGUGGUUAACCUGUACCAGGUCUACGAGAUGGCCAGCGAGAUGGUGCUCGUGCUCGAAUUUGCUGCGGGUGGAGAGAUCUUUAACCAGUGUGUUGCGGAGCGGGACGAGGCGUUUAAGGAGGACGACGUCAAGCGGCUCAUGAGGCAGAUUCUGGAGGGAGUGGCCUUCCUGCACAGGAACAACGUGGUGCACCUGGACCUCAAGCCUCAGAACAUCCUCCUCACCAGCGACGCUCUCCUUGGAGAAAUAAAGAUUGUGGACUUUGGCCUCUCCAGGAUAAUGAGCAGCAACCAGGAGAUUCGAGAGAUCAUGGGGACACCGGAGUACGUAGCACCCGAAAUCCUGAAUUAUGAGCCAAUCAGCACAGCAACUGACAUGUGGAGUAUCGGUGUUCUAGCGUACGUGAUGCUCACCGGCAUCUCUCCGUUCCUGGGGGACGAUAAGCAGGAGACGUUCCUCAACAUCUCCCAGAUCAACGUCAGCUACGCCGAGGAGGAGCUGGACUGCCUGGACAAGGCGGCCAUCCGCUUCAUCGAGUCAGUCCUCAUCAAAGACCCACAGGAACGUGCUACUGCGGAGGAGUGUCUCCAGCACCCCUGGCUCCAUCAGCCAUCCGAGGCCCUGAAGGAGGACGCCGAUCCCCUGGAGAAGCCUGUGGGCGAGUGCCUCCUGGUGCCCCCCAGCCCCGGGAGCACCGGCUCCAGCUACAGCGCCGAGUCCGACCCGGACGCCGACCCAGAAGAGGUCACCGAGGAGCUCAUCGUCAUGGCCGCAUACACCCUGGGCCAGUGUCGCCAGACGUCUGACAAGGAGACACUCACACCAGACCAGAAGGCCAUCUCCAAGCGCUUCAAGUUUGAGGAGCCCUUCUCUGCCCUCCAAGAGGUGCCGGGGGAGUUCAUUUACUGAGGCGCCAGAGCACACCUCAGACUGCCAACGACCGCUACGAAAAGAAGUAGUAGCAGAGAAAACCAAACGAAAAAAAAAAAAACACACACACUCACACACAACGCACUUCAAAUAAGCAAACAAGUCUACUAUUACUUUUAACCCCAACCUCAUCAUUUGAAGUCACAAGCCAAACUUUUGUUUUAUUUGUUUUAUUUUUUUGUUUCCUUUUUGUUUGUCAUUUUUUUUUUUUUUUUUUCUUCUUUUUUUUUCUAAUGUUUGUGCUGCUUUGCUUCUUGACUUUUAAUGGGUAUGUUGCUUCAGACGACGCCUUGCUGUGGUACUUUUUUUUUUAUUAUUUUUAAUCUUUUUUUCUCCAACUUUGGUGCCAUGCUUGAAACUUUUUGGGAGUUCAUGUUGGGCCAUACAGUAUAUGGAACCCAAUCACUUUUUAUUUUUUAACCGUUUCUGUGUUUUUCAUUUUCAGUAAGUUUCCUUUGCCAUUUAUCUGAAAGUGAAUAUUGUAUGUUUAAAAGUUUAGAUGUCCGUUGGGGAUGGGGGUGGCAUAAUUAUAUGUAAAUGAAACAUAAUUAAUAUUUGUUUUAAAAGUAUGUCUAUAUAUAAAAAAAACUGUUUAAUAAGCCAUUAUACACAUAAACAUCUUCCUUCUCAUCUUUUGGGUAUUCGCUCCUCAGCAAUAAUAGAAAACAUUUUCCAUUCCUAUGUUCAUGCAGAAUGUCUUUUUUUCACUCUGUAGUCAUUUUUACUGUACAUUGGUCCAAUGCUGUUUUCAUUGGGGGUCAGUCAUCCUUUCAUGGAAACACAUUUGAAAAUGACUUCUGAUAUUGUAAAUAAAAGUUAAUCUCUGAGACCACUC
Molecule: messenger RNA, 2631 nt
Organism: Clupea harengus (Atlantic herring)
Lineage: Eukaryota; Metazoa; Chordata; Actinopteri; Clupeiformes; Clupeidae
Gene: stk17a
Product: serine/threonine kinase 17a
Biological process (GO): protein phosphorylation; intracellular signal transduction; positive regulation of apoptotic process
Cellular component (GO): nucleus
Molecular function (GO): protein serine/threonine kinase activity; ATP binding
Source: RefSeq, a predicted model, not a curated record